UAGGACGCUCGAUGCUUUGGGAUGCCAAGUAGAAACGGAUAUGCCUAACGUAGCGUCACCAUAGUCACUAUUCUUUAUUUGUAUCAAUUUUACAUAUCUGCGUACUUAACUUGGAAGGAUUGACGAGCUCGAUCUUAAUAGAUUUGUGGAAAUUCCUCCCAGUUUGGUCAUCGAUGAAUCAUAACUGGUUCUUCCACGCCCCGAACUUAGACACUUAAAGACAAUCACUACCGAAUUCGAUAUGUCAACUCCUAGCUUAAUGCUGAAGAACAAGUAAAGAAGCUAAUACUGCUCAAGCUCCUUCGUGUAGUAAGAGCUCAAAAUCGGGCUCCACUUACAUACAGUAAAUGGUGGUAGACACCUGAAGACAUCUUAUCUUACCGUUACCGUCUAGGCCUACGAUAGUCCAUCACUCCUUUUUUUCAUAGUCCCGCAGACCUAGUACAUGGGUCAGUUUCCUUAUUGUUUUUUUUUUCAACUGUAUUAUAUCAAAUACAUAUCUCCGGGAAUGUUACGGAAUACCGGACUUUCUUAAUACUGGCCGGACGAUGCUACCAAAACAUACGUUGAUAUCUCAUCCACAUUUCGUACACCACUCACAACAAAACUUGCGCGAAGGACGCCAGAUUUUCAAAAUUACAACCCCCAGAUUUCCUUUGUGCGUGGGUCAAGAUGUCGACAACCUACAUCCUUGGUUCCAUCAACCGAAGUCAUGGCUCGGACUAUGAUGUCGUGCCAGAGGGUCCUAUCGCUGGGCUGCCGACGCCCAUGCCCUCUGUCACGGAUGCAAUCUACCCUCAUUUGACCUGGUCGACGCUAUGGUUUUCGCUGUUGUGUCUUUUUGUCGCAUUUAACAUGAAGAAUAUGCCAUUUAUGUGGCACAUGCGACUCGUCAAUGCCUUUCGUUUCGUUUUAAGAACUCAGCGGUCUGCCGUGCCGCUCAAACCGACGCAUAUUUUCCAGCCAAUCAUUACAUCAUCAACGGCACAACUCAUGGAGAUAGACUUCAACAUUCACAAAUCUAAUUCGUCAUAUUUCUCAGAUGCCGACAUCGCCCGCGCUCACCUCGUCUGCACCCUAUUCGCUAAAGGAAUCGAGCAGAUGCGCGGAGGAACUGCCGCAUACACGGGAUCCGGCAAGCCACUAUUUGGAUUUGCCCUAGGUGCCGUCUCAUGCAACUUCAAGCGGGAGAUACGUCCGCAAGAGCAGUACGAGAUGUGGUCUAAGAUCUUGACUUGGGAUGAGAAAUGGAUCUACAUCGUCACUCACUUCGUCCGCAAGGAUGCCGUGAAACCAAAGAAUUACACGCUAUAUCCGGAGCAGUUCCCUGAUCAAGGAUCAGACGAGAAGUCGUCCAGCAGUGACGAGGGUGGUGAUGUCAACUCGGAUAAGGUUAUCUUCGCGACCGCGCUGAGUAAAUGCGUGUUCAAAGCCGGUCGAAAGACUGUCUCACCCGACACCAUGUUCCAAAUCUCCGGGCUAUUGCCAGCGGGUAAUUCCGAAGACAAGGAAUUUGACGAGGUCACACUGCGGCAAAUUGAGGAGCAGAGGCAAAAGGGGCUUGUUACCGCGCAAUCACUGACGGCACAAACUCAACAAAACCUUGAAGCGGAAUUCGACGCUGCCGGAUGUGAGGCCUUGGGUAAGCACACUGACGGUGCCGGCAUCGUUGGGGUAGUGAACACCCUCAUGCAACUGGCACGCUUGAAGAAGUCCCAAAUAUUAUGAUCGUCAACACCUUUGUCAUUCAAUCUCAAUCCGGUGGCGUUUAGAUACCUCAUUGCAUUAAAAAUAGAGUGGCAGUCAUUUCUUGUACAUGAUCCCUCACACUUUACAUACCAGAUGACAGGCAAUUAGAGUAUAAUAAUAAUUUAAUCAUACAUAAGUUUCAGCACAUCGCACA
This is a messenger RNA of Annulohypoxylon maeteangense, 1903 nucleotides long. RefSeq lists its product as uncharacterized. The transcript is spliced from 2 exons. The record is from RefSeq and is a predicted model, not a curated record. Lineage: Eukaryota; Fungi; Ascomycota; Sordariomycetes; Xylariales; Hypoxylaceae. Bases 673 to 1728 code for a protein of 351 amino acids.